Molecule: messenger RNA, 921 nt
Organism: Macrobrachium nipponense
Lineage: Eukaryota; Metazoa; Arthropoda; Malacostraca; Decapoda; Palaemonidae
Exons: 3
Coding region: 1-921 (306 amino acids)
Source: RefSeq, a predicted model, not a curated record
AUGCCUAUGUGCCUGCUGUGUAUGACCUCACUCUCAAAUGAAAGUAUGCGUCCCAGCAAACUGAAAAAGCAUCUGGAGACUGCACAUAAAGACAAGAAAGACAAGCCGCUAGAUUUCUUCAAGAAAUUACGUGAUGAGUUCCAAGGGAGGAUGACAAGUGAAUCAUAUGUUUACCCAAAAAGUGGCAAAAGUUUUCUUGAUGUAGAUGAAAUAUGUCAAGAAAUGCUUUUCGCAUUGAAAUUAACGACUGACACUAAAGGAGAAUCCAUCUUCAAAAAACUUCUUGAGGUCUAUUUUGAGGAGAACAACAUUCCACUCAAGAACAUUGUGGCUUGUGCAACAGAUGGCGCUGCUGCUAUGAUAGGAAGGGAAACUCAAGCUGUUCUGGUUGAACCUUGGAAGACGAGAGUUUGCACAGUUUCCUUCCUUAGCAGUUAUAUCCACGAUCUGCUUGAUGAUGACCUAGCAGUGUAUGUUGACCAUCUGAAGCAGUUGCAUAAUGAUAUGGACACUCGCUUCUCUGACCUACUCCAAAUGACUGUGCCACACUGGUUUGUGGAUCCCUUCAUUGCUGAUGUAUCUGAAGUUGAUGUCACCCUACUAGAAAGUCUCAUUGAACUUCAGAAUAACACAACAGCUCAAGCAAGGUUCAAGCGUGGAGGACACCAGAAGCUGUGGAUGAAUCAAGAUGUGUAUAAGAAGUACCCAAUACUCUGGAAAAGAUGUGAAGGUUGCUCUUACUUGCCUUUCCCACGUCUUACUUGGUUGGAGAUGGUUUUUCAGUCGGGUGAUGUACUGCUGUCAAAGACACGAAAUCGCCUUGACAUAGAAAAAAGAGGCGAUUUACGUCUCUCUCUGAUAGCUUUCAAGCCAAACAUUGACAAGUUGGCAGCCUUGCAUCAGUCACAGGGAUCCCACUGA